CCUCAACGAGUUUGUCCAAUUGGAUUUAGACUGUGCCUCGGCAGACGUACGUGCGUGAAAACGUCAAAGGUUCGAUUUCUCGGACAAGUGGAGUAUUUUUAAUAACGAACGCAGUAAUUGCUGAGUGUUCGAUUUUGGGCCGGUUUGGGUUAAAUUUCGCGAGUGUGACUGUGGAAAGAGAAUUGUCGGAAGAUGUAUCGUUUUGUACUGAGAAAUCCCUGCAAAAAUGCCGUACAGAAAACCUUGACACACUACAUCCGCCGACACAAUAGUAGCGGGGUACCACGACAGGCUGGGUUCGGAAAGAUUUUGGUUAUCAUCACACCAUUUGUAGCAGUGGGUGGUGUUGCUACUUAUGCAAAAUAUGAUGAUGAAUUUCGAAAAACACUCGUGAAGAAUGUUCCAGGUGCUGAUUCUAUUCUAAAAGUGGUGCUACAGGAAGAGAAUCCAUUUGAAGAUGUUUCUAAGAAAUUCAGCAGUGUAACUUCAAGCGUCACAGGCUUGUUCGGAGGAGGGGACAGUCAGACAUCUGACACAAAACCAAAAAAGGUAGAAAUCACAGAAGUUAAACUACCCACCCAAAAACCUGUAAGUAUUUCUAGUUCCUCCUCAAGCAAAGCACCUUCCUCACAAUCGGAUUCUAUUAUUCCCGUUCCUUUACCUCCAAUAACUUCCGAUCCCACGAAGACUACUGCAACUGCCACAAAACAAGAAAAAAAAGAAAGUACUGCAUCAACUGCAACACCAGCUGCAGCACCAUCGAAACCUAUCACAGUCUCAAAACCCACAGAUAGCAUUCCAUCCGAUAUCCAAGAAUUGGAGAAGGCAGUGGAGUUAGCAGCUGCACUUGCUGUCGAAGAGUACAAUAAGGCAAUUGGUGUUCUCAAGUCAUAUAACGAAGAGAUCAAGAAGGUCGUCGAUCAUGCUAUCGAAAAGUUAGACCCCACAGCGUGGAUUGCUAUGAAAAAUAAAACCAGUGCCCGCGAUACCACAGUCGAGCAUGCUGAAAAUUCCGCUCGUGAUGCUUUGAAUAAGAUGGAUCAAUGUCAAGCUGCCUUAUCCAAACAUGCCAACACAGUGAGUGCCGAACGUCUUGAUGCCAUACGAAAUAAAAUUCGAACGUUGAACGAUCACAUUAAUGGACGUAAGGAUGAAUUGUAUCGUACGAAGGACUCUGCUGUUCUUUCCGAGAAAUAUUGGAAGAAAGUAGAGAGCGCUCGAAAUUACUUCCUAGACGAGAUCGCGGCUAUUUUUCCGGGUCUCAACUUGGCUGAGAAGAAACUGAACCUGAACAAAGAUGAUUUGGACUUGUUUAUAACUCAUGCCUAUUCACAUGUUCUGGCAUAUCAGAAAGAAUUGCAACGUUUACAAUUGGAAGGAGAAAUGCGACUCAAGCGUGCCAUUGAUGCAUUGCGGGGGGAGGAUCAGACGGAAGCAGUGCGAGCUCAAGUUGAUUUCUACUUGGAGAAAGAGCGGCGAGAUAUGGCUCUUGAGAAUCAGAAAAAGGUCUCGAGAAUUAUUGCAGAAUCAGAAAAGGAGUUGAAAAAACAACUGAAAAGGCAGUCGGAGGCGCAUGUUGACCAUCUCCAUGACGCACUGACACAAAAGGAAACAGAGUUAAGACGUACGUUCAUGCGGGAAUUAGACGAGAAGAUUUCAACGGAGAAAGCUGCAUACAAAUUGCAACUAGCUUCAAUGUUGGGCAAAUUGAAGGGAAUGGAUGCCGCUCUAAAAGAAAUCGAUGAGGAAUUGAGAGCUCGUGCUGAGUCGGAACGGUGUGCUCAUCAGGCGCAGGCGUUAUGGGCGGCAUGUCAAGCACUUUGGGCUUCAGUGAGGACUGGCGAUCCAGGGGUCCAUUGGCAAUUGAAACUUCGCCCGCUAUCCAGUGAAAUUAAGGCAGUCGGUAGGGCAGCAGCGGAAGGUGAUGAACUAGUUACUGUCGUUCUCCAAAGUCUCCCUAAGGAAGCACUAGCACGAGGUGUCUACCCUGAAGAUGCAUUACGCGAACGCUUUAUCAAUGUAGAGCGAGUAGCGAGAAAAGUUGCCCUAGUUCCAGAGGAGGGUGCUUCUUUGCCUGUCUAUCUUUUGUCCUAUCUCCAAUCUAUGCUGAUAAUGCGUCCUGAUAAUCCUAUCUCGCAGGAAGAACUAGAAAACAAAGUUUUCGAUUUCAGCAAAUUAGAUACUUAUGAUGUUUUGAAUCGAGCCAGGUAUUUCUUGGAUCGUGGAGACUUAACGCAAGCUGUGAAAUACUUGAACCUCCUGCAAGGUGCACCACGAAAAGUGGCAAAUGAUUGGCUGAAGGAAGCACGUCUUUUGCUUGAGACACAACAGGCUUCAAAUACUUUAAUGGCACAUGCAGCAGCUAGCGGUCUAUUAUACUUGUAGGCAAUGUGUACAACUGUACUGUAUGUGUAAAAUGCAAAUGAAAAUUGUUUUGAGAAUUCGUUUCUUGGUUUCUUUUACUUUGUACGAAUUCACAUAAUAUGAAAAUGAGGAGGAAAAUACACUGUUUACAUCUA
Messenger RNA from Hermetia illucens (black soldier fly), 2519 nucleotides. RefSeq names its product MICOS complex subunit Mic60. Lineage: Eukaryota; Metazoa; Arthropoda; Insecta; Diptera; Stratiomyidae. Gene Ontology annotation, cellular component: MICOS complex. Gene Ontology annotation, biological process: cristae formation. The transcript has 10 exons. The record is from RefSeq and is a predicted model, not a curated record. Bases 193 to 2385 code for a protein of 730 amino acids.